This is a messenger RNA of Procambarus clarkii (red swamp crayfish), 534 nucleotides long. NCBI's taxonomy places the organism in Eukaryota, Metazoa, Arthropoda, Malacostraca, Decapoda, Cambaridae. The record is from RefSeq and is a predicted model, not a curated record.
AUGCCUCCAGGUCACUGUGAUAUACCCCCAGGUCACUGUGAUAUACCUCCAGGUCACUGUGAUAUACCUCCAGGUCACUGUGAUAUACCCCCAGGUCACUGUGAUAUACCUCCAGGUCACUGUGAUAUACCCCCAGGUCACUGUGAUAUACCCCCAGGUCACUGUGAUAUACCCCCAGGUCACUGUGAUAUACCUCCAGGUCACUGUGAUAUACCUCCAGGUCACUGUGAUAUACCUCCAGGUCACUGUGAUAUGCCUCCAGGUCACUGUGAUAUACCCCCAGGUCACUGUGAUAUACCUCCACUGGAUAUACCCCCAGGUCACUGUGAUAUACCCCCAGGUCACUGUGAUAUGCCUCCAGGUCACUGUGAUAUACCCCCAGGUCACUGUGAUAUACCUCCAGGUCACUGUGAUAUGCCUCCAGGUCACUGUGAUAUGCCUCCAGGUCACUGUGAUAUACCACCAGGUCACUGUGAUAUACCCCCAAGUCACUGUGAUAUACCCCCAGGUCACUGUGAUAUACCCCCACUGUGA